Messenger RNA from Cetraspora pellucida, 1401 nucleotides. The record is from the annotation of a GenBank genome assembly. Lineage: Eukaryota; Fungi; Glomeromycota; Glomeromycetes; Diversisporales; Gigasporaceae.
AUGGAGGAACCUUCAAAGACUUUCUCUCAACUUUCAUUUCCAAAGAAUGACAUGCCUUCAAACGAUAAUAAAGUAACCUCUGAAGCAACGAUAAUGUCCGAUUUAACUACACCAGUAACCAGAGUAGAACAAGUAAACAUUGAUGGCGUAGUUAACAUUCAAAUGUUACAUGCGCAUUUAGCAACGUUGGCAAAAUUUAAAUCUCUGGAACAGCAGAAUAGUGUAAUUGAUGAACAAUAUUUAUUACGUGCCGAGAGAAGAUACUUAUUAUGGUUAAAAGUAUUAAAUAAUGAGUCUUUUAACGACAAUGAUAAUGUUCCUAUUCCACCAAUUGAGCACAUUGAUGAGCGAUCAAAACAAUUUUGGGAAAAGAAUACUAAUCAACCAUGGGUUCUUGACCCAAAUGAUACCUCAGAUUUCGAUUUGGUUUGCCCAUGGUGCUUUACGACAUUAAUGAUAGCUGCUAAUAAUUACGUAAAGUUAAUGAGAAACCCAAAGCAUGUUGAAAUUUGUAGCAAAUGUAAAUUUAAAUUAUCGAUAGAAAGUUUGAGUGCUAAGAAAUUUAUGGAUGACAUUCAAAAGUACAACGAUGGAAAGAAAGCUUAUAUUGCAGGCACUCUGGUUAGUACUGCUAAUGGCGAAUAUAAUGUGGAUAAAGCGAUUUCUGACUCAGAUUAUUUAUUCAAUUUAACGAGUACUCCUUGGAAGAACCUUCUAGGAAUGAUAAAAGAAAGUCCUGAAAAUUGUAACUGGACUAAAAUUGUCAAAUGCAUAAAAUCCCAAAUCAAGGACUUAAAAUCUCAACAAUUAUUUAAAAAUGUGCGCAUUGGAGUUACUCUAAACGUUAUUCUUGCUUAUUGUGGCACUACAUUACCAUUUUCAAUUGGACUUGUGAGUGCUGUUAUACGUCAACGUGAAUUUACCAAUAAAAUGGUCGAUAAUGCCUGGAUUAAUAACUCUGCUGUCCAAGCUCAAGCAACUGUUCGAUAUCAUAAAUUUCUUCUUCUACAAAAAGAUGCUAACAGAUGCUUUGUUCCAACAUUGGAUAUUGAUCUUUGCUGGCAUACUCAUAUGCUUCAUGCUCCUUUAUACCGUAAUUUCACAAAGAAUCAUAUGAAUCGAAUCAUUAACCACGAUGAUACUUUGUCAAAAUCGACGCUUUCUAAUGGAUUUGCUGAAACCUCCAGUGCUUGGUAUAAAAAAUUCAAUGAACCAUACACAUGUGAACAUCCAAAAAAGUAUUGGCUAACAACCAAGAAGAUGAUUGCUGCUGUAGUCUUGCCACCCUAUGCUAUCUAUCUUAUGUAUAAGAUAAACAAAUACAAAAAAGGAACAGUUAAGAAAAAUAAUGCGCAAAUCUCUUCAGCAAAAAGUAGUGAAGAGAUUAAUGAAAAAGAGUAA